AUGGUCAACGCCGCCGAAGCCCCUCUGUUGGCCCACCAGGAGGACGACUUCGAUGAUGAACUCCAACCAGAAGCCGCUGAUGCUGGGAGGGCGGACAACAAGCAGCAACAGUCCGGGCCGAUUGGGACCUUCGUCUGGCUCCUGACCCUAUCUGCUUACGACACAGGAGUCAUCUCGGCCACGUUGGUCUCGGUUCGGACGUCUCUCUCCGGCCGAGAGCUGGGCUCCUUCGACAAGUCCAUCAUCACGUCCUGCACCGCGCUCUUCGCCCUCGUCGCCUCGCCGCUGUCCUCCAUCCUCGCCGAUGCCUUCGGUCGGAAGCCCGUCAUACUGAUGGCGGAUGUGCUCUUUAUAUUCGGGGCCCUGGUGCAGGCGCUCAGCUACACAGUCUCUAACAUGGUCAUUGGGCGGUCGAUUGUCGGCUGGGCGAUCGGCGCUGCGAGCUUUGUGACGCCGCUCUAUAUCGCUGAGCUGGUCCCUGCUGCGCAUCGAGGCCGGCUUGUGACCCUGAAUGUCCUCUCUAUCACGAUGGGCCAGGUGGUCGCGUACGUGGUCGGCUGGAUCUUCGCUGAAUAUGGUGAGCCCAGUAUGGGGUGGCGGUUCACGGUUGGCCUCGGCGCCGUGCCUGCUGUGCUGCAAUGUGUGCUUGUGAUCUUCAUGCCAGAAAGUCCGCGAUGGUUGGUCAAGGCCAAGAAGCCGGUUGAGGCUCGGGCCGUUAUCCAGAAGACCUUGGGAUCCGAUCAAGCCUCCAGUCACCUAGUCGAUGACAUUCUUGAAUCUAUCGAGGUUGAAAUUAUAGAGGAAGAGAACAGUGCCAAGUUGAACAGUCGGCAACGUAGUAGCCACAGCUUGUUGACGGGAUGGGACAAUUUGUUCAACGUGCCAAAGAAUCGGCGGGCCUUGACGAUUGCUUGUCUUCUUCAGGGGCUGCAACAACUUUGUGGCUUCAACUCCCUUAUGUACUUCUCGGCCACCAUAUUCUCCAUGCUUGGAUUCACCGCUCCAACGUUGACCUCUUUGAGCGUUGCCGCCACCAACUUUGUCUUCACAGUAGCAGCCUUGCUGCUAAUUGACCGAAUCGGGCGUAGGCGGAUUCUGCUGUACUCAAUUCCGUUCAUGGUCAUUGGUCUGUUUCUAUCAGCAUACGGUUUCCGGUCUACCAAGAUACCACCAGCCGAAGUCAAGAUGAGCGACUCGAUGCGCAGUGGGGCCUUCAUCAUACUCGCCAGCAUCAUGAUCUACGUGGCUUCCUAUGCCCUAGGGCUCGGCAACGUCCCCUGGAUGCAGAGCGAGCUCUUCCCGCUCAGUGUUCGUUCGCUGGGCAGCGGAGUGGCAACGGCCACGAACUGGCUGGCGAAUUUCGUCGUGGGCUUAACAUUCCUGCCUCUGAUGGAUUCGUUGACGCCAAGUUGGACCUUUGUGCUGUAUGGUAUUAUUUGCGUCGCUGGCUGGUUCGGGGUUUGGUUGAUUUACCCAGAGACAGUUGGGUUGACUCUAGAAGAAGCCACUGGCUUGCUUGAGAAUGGCUGGGGCGUGAGGUGA
Molecule: messenger RNA, 1542 nt
Organism: Anthostomella pinea
Lineage: Eukaryota; Fungi; Ascomycota; Sordariomycetes; Xylariales; Xylariaceae
Source: the annotation of a GenBank genome assembly